Messenger RNA from Thermothelomyces thermophilus ATCC 42464, 459 nucleotides. RefSeq lists its product as uncharacterized. Bases 1 to 459 code for a protein of 152 amino acids. The transcript has 2 exons. NCBI's taxonomy places the organism in Eukaryota, Fungi, Ascomycota, Sordariomycetes, Sordariales, Chaetomiaceae. The record is from RefSeq and is a predicted model, not a curated record.
AUGGCUAAUCGUAUAAGAAAGAAGUCGAAAUCUAAACCUGCUACAUCGACUCUUUAUACUAAUUACCUUCUUACGGCAAUUCUUUCUUCGGAUAGCCUUUUAACGAUACGUCCUUGCUCGCCAUAUAAGUCUAAAGGCCUCAGUUCAUACGAGGUCUCGAAAGCCGAUUCUUCUCGAUACGCAGAGUACGUCCGCAACAAACGCUCGAAUUGUAACGUUCUUGGCUAUCAGAAACUUAAGGAUGAACUUAUAGCUGCUAAGGAGCAAGUCCUUCGUCUUUGGAAACAAAAACGCAUAUGGUUUAAGAAGAUGAUAAGGGCUAUUGCUCGGGGUAUUGACAGUGUGGAGGAGUUAGAGCGAGUGGAGCGUGAGGAGGCUGCGGCGGCGGCGGUAGCAGAGGCUUCUAGGGUUACUACGUCCUCUUCGACCCUAUCUUGCCUGUCUGCCGAUUUCGGAUAG